Molecule: messenger RNA, 4149 nt
Organism: Limanda limanda (common dab)
Lineage: Eukaryota; Metazoa; Chordata; Actinopteri; Pleuronectiformes; Pleuronectidae
Gene: slco4a1
Product: solute carrier organic anion transporter family, member 4A1
Exons: 13
Coding region: 649-2961 (770 amino acids)
Biological process (GO): sodium-independent organic anion transport; transmembrane transport
Cellular component (GO): membrane
Molecular function (GO): protein binding
Source: RefSeq, a predicted model, not a curated record
AACACAGCUGAAAGUCCCAUUAUGUUUGCAGCUAUAGAAGACCAGCCACAUAUUUACAGUCGGUUACAACUGGAUGUUUCUGAAUGGUUUGAAACUAAUAACCCCAAUCCCCUUCAAUGGCAACGAGGCACUGAUCACCCUCCAUACAGAGGAGUUUACACCGCGAUCAGCGCAACGACACGCUCUCUCCAUCUCAGAAGGGCGCAGACACCAGCAUCAUCCACUGCCCCAACACAUUUCAAACCUUUCCUCCCGUACAACACGAGCAACAGAAGGCUGCGUGAGAACAGUCUCACUAAUAAACAUGCAAGGAUUAUGAAGUACAACUUUUCACACCUGUACAACCAUGUUCAGAUAAACAGAAGCACCUGAAGAGCCUUCAGAAAUACUCAGCCGCACUGUGGACUCGUGGAUUACACCAUACCAGCAAAGAAUAGAUCCAUAGAUUCAGAGAGAAGCCCGGCAGAGUCCUGACCACCGGAUAUUCAGCCUGAUUCAGCUGAUUCAGCUUGACCUUUUUUAUGUUUUUUAUGUAUACAAUUUUUUUAAUAUUUUUUUUACAUAUUACUCUGUCUAGCCCGUUCAAAGGCCUUCCGUGUGUAUCUUCCAUCUUUGCCACUGGACUCUCACACUGCCUUCACAAGGGCAAUGCCAAUCUUGUUAAAUGCCGACGCUUCCUUUAGUUCCAAGCAGGAGCUCCUGGACCAACAGGACUGCCCUUUCAGCGGGGGUCCCUCUCUGGACACCCCCAGUCCAUUGGAUUCCCAGACAGGCAGCCCCAUAGGCUCAGGCCCCAGCAGCCCCAGAGCUGAUGGUCCAAUCCGGCCCGAUAUUUUUACUGGGGUUUCUACAGACCCCGGGCAGCUAUAUGGGGUGGAAGCCAAACCAUAUGCAGAGACUCCCAUGGGAUUAAAGCCUAACUCCACUGACGUGGAUCAGCUGUGUGGCUGGGGGUCUCUGACACCCAAAGCUAUUCAAGUUUUCAACACCUCUCGUUGGGUCCUGAUUUUCCUCUGUGCUGCAAGUUUCCUCCAGGGGAUGAUAGUCAACGGCUUUAUUAACACAGUGAUCACAACAAUUGAGAAGAGAUUUGACAUGCACAGCUACCAGUCUGGCCUCAUCGCCAGCUCCUACGACAUUGCUGCAUGCAUUUGUCUGGCCUUCGUCAGUUACUUUGGUGGGACGGGGCACAAGCCUCGCUGGCUGGGAUGGGGGGUGCUGAUCAUGGCACUGGGUUCCCUGGUGUUUUCCCUACCUCACUUCACUACACCUCCCUACGAGGUCAGUGUGCUCGAACAAGCAGGAAUGUGUUCUGCCAACCGUACCAGCCCUUGCCAGGACAAGCAGGGGGGAGGAUUGUCCAAUUACCGGUUUGUGUUCAUGCUAAGCCAGUUUCUACACGGAGUGGGAGCUACACCUCUCUACACGUUAGGGGUCACAUACCUGGAUGAGAACGUCCACUCCAACUAUGCACCUGUGUAUAUAGGAAUCUUUUACACUGCGGGCAUCUUGGGUCCUGCUGCGGGCUAUCUGCUGGGAGGUUACUUCCUGAAUAUCUACGAAGAGAUCCAUCUAUUGACUGAGAUGACUCCAGAAAACCCUCUGUGGGUCGGGGCUUGGUGGAUCGGCUUCCUUGCAGGAGGAGCAGCAGGUGUACUGGUAGCUUUCCCUAUCCUAGGCUACCCACGUCAGCUACCAGGCGCUCAGGAGUACAUGGCAAUGCGGGUGUCUGAGGCCCACCAGCUUAAGGACGGAAGCAACAACACAGCAUCAGACCCUCAGUUUGGCAAAUCAGUCAAAGACAUGCCAAGAUCGGUGCUGCUGCUCUUAAAGAAUCCAACUUUCCUGUUUCUUUGCUUGGCUGGAGCCACUGAGGCCAUCAUCAUCACUGGCAUGUCCACCUUUAGUCCAAAGUUCUUGGAGUCUCAGCUCAGUCUCAGUGCAUCAGAGGCUGCUACAUUGUUUGGAUACAUGGUGGUACCAGCAGGAGGUGGUGGCACCUUCCUGGGCGGCUACAUCGUGAAAAGGCUGAAGCUGCGUUGUAGAGGUAUCAUUCACUUCUGUAUUAUGUGCACAGUGACCAGCCUGCUCACCGUCUUCGUCUUUCUCAUCCACUGCCCAAACGUGCCGAUGGCUGGUGUCACUGCACCGUACCAUUUUGGUCUCAUGGAGCAACACCAACUGGACCAGUACGAACACCUGUAUGACAAACCCAGCAACCUGCACCAUAGGAACAGCUCUUCUACCGAGGAGGACCUGACGGUGGGCUGUAAUGCAGACUGUGGCUGUGUCAGAGAGCUGUAUGACCCUGUGUGUGGGGCAGACGGUGUGAUGUAUUACUCCCCUUGCCACGCUGGCUGCAGCUCCAUCAACCACACCCAACACUCCACUGGCAGACAGGUGUAUUCUGGAUGUAGCUGUGUGGUGGGGAACGCGUCCUGGGGCAAGGCAGGCUCUGCUCUGGCAGGGAAGUGUGGCAGCUCCUGCCACUACAUGCCGGUUCUCCUGUCCUUCAUUUUCCUCAUUAUCUUCUUUACGUUCCUCUGUAGCAUCCCAGCGCUCACCGCAACACUCAGGUGUGUACCAGACAGCCAGAGAUCCUUUGCACUUGGCAUCCAGUGGAUUCUUAUGCGUGUAUUUGGGAGUAUUCCAGGACCCAUAGCAUUUGGCUCAGUGAUUGACAUCUCCUGCUUACUGUGGCAGGAUCAGUGCGGUGAGCGGGGCUCCUGCUACAUCUAUCAGAACUCAGCCAUGAGCCUGUACAUACUGGGAGCUGGUAUUGGCUGUAAGGUUUUGGGGACAAUCGUCUUUGUGUUAGCCAGCGUCCUGUACAAGGCUCCUACUGAGUCGCCUCAAAGCAGCUGUGAGAGCACCUACCACAGAGCAGCAGACACGAGCGAGCAGCCAAUCAAAGACCUGCCUGAAGACGCGGUCAUCGUCAACCUGCACACCAGGUUAUGAUGUUGGACGAGCCUUAACCACUGAGUUGCAAUUGUGUGUGCUUUUGUUGGUCUGUGUAUUCAUACUUUUAUCUUUGUGAGGAAUGAUUUGACCAUAGGAACUUACAGGACAUUUUAGGGAAGUGAGGAUGUUUUGGAUGAUUGUCAAAGCAUUGGGUUGUUUGACGGUUAAGACUUGGUUUUAGAUGUAGAAUUAGAGUAAGUGUCAGGAUUGGGGUUAGGAAUUUAGUUGUGAUGGUUAAGGGUAGGCCAAGGGCUAGAGACUUUCUGAUGUGAAUGCAUGUCCUCACAAGGACAUAAGUGUUAGUGUGUUGCUACAUAAGCACACAACGACAUUUUGCCAAUGUAGCCUUUGUUUGUGUGUGUGUGUGUGUGUGUGUGUGUGUGUGUGUGUUUGUGUGUGUGUUUGUGUGUUGGUGCUGCUUAAUGCAAAGUGUGUGGAUGUGUGUGUCAGCGGUCAUGGGGUGCUUCAUUUACACCAAUAGCCUUUUCUCAGCCAUAAUGACACUAACCCCAACAUGCACACACAUGUAAUCACACAAAUGGACAAAAAACAGACACACAAACCACAAACAGCUUCAGAAUGUGUUUGUGCUAACACAGACACACAAACACACACUCACACACCUUAACCAUCACAACUUAAUGCCUAAAUCACUACCAUAUCCUAAACCUGAUCCAAAUUCAAACUCUCACCCUAAAACCAAGUCUAAACGUUUACACACCCCAUUGAAAGUAGGUCAGAGAGUGAGGACCAGACAAAAUGUCAGGUUCUAGGCUCAAAAUGUUCGUCAAAAAGAUAUCUGUACACACGGACAGCUUUAUGCAGCUAACUUGACUUGCAUUGAAUUAAAUUCAUUCGUUAGCCCUAACCAAAACCUUAACCAGGACAUGUGAAAAGGUUUUGCCUUUUUGUCCCUAUGAGGUCUACUGUUCCCGUUUAUGUUGGUGAGUGAUUAUACACACAGAGACGCUACUUCAAUGAUUUCCAACAGGCCUCUUCCUUGGAACAAAAGUCUGCUGUGACUGCAUGUGUGUGCAUGUGUGUGUAUCUGACUGUUCGGAGCAGUGCCACACAAUUUGUCAUGUCCUAGGAAGCAUUUCCACACACACACACUCACCGGCCACUUUAUUAGGCACACCUGUUCAAUUGCUUGUUCAUAAAAUAAAUAAAAUGGGGGGGGGGGGG